AUGCCUACAGGACCCAUCUUUUUCAUGGGAGGAGGAGGAACGGGGAAGACUACCCUCUUGAACAUGUACACAAAGCAACGAAGCAGGGAAUUAGGCGUCAUCACGGAAGUUGCCAGGUCAGUGAUGAGAGAGAAGCAAAUCCUUCAAGUGGACCUCAGCCGUGACGAUGUGUUUUGGGAUCUUCAGAUCCAGAUUGCACAGCAGCAAAUAGAGCAGGAGCGAACUCUGGAAACCUCGAUUGUCUCCAACUACAUCUCUGAUCGCUGUGUCCUCGACGCUCUCGCCUACGCAACACUCCGCUUCCCUGAUUCGUUUCCUCCUUUAGGAUCAGUGCCAAUGACACAAAGUGGUCAAGCAGCGCUCGUAAAGCCGCUUCUGGGCUCGUCCGAAGUUGCGGCAGAAGUCCUGAAACGCUACAGAGGAGCUCUGAUGGUCCUUGUGCGCCCUUUCGAUUCAAACGAUGCCUGUGAUGACGGGGUUCGCUUGGUCAUGUCCCGGAAAGAGCUCGACCAGUACACCGCUCGUUGUCGCGUUUUGCUUGACGCUCUCGAAAUCCCUUUCGUUCAGGUUGGAAAGGGGAAGCCAAAUGAACGGUUACGCUUUUUGGAGCAGUGCGUGGAACGAUUCCAAAGUGCUAUUUCAAGUUAA
Messenger RNA from Seminavis robusta, 648 nucleotides. The record is from the annotation of a GenBank genome assembly. NCBI's taxonomy places the organism in Eukaryota, Bacillariophyta, Bacillariophyceae, Naviculales, Naviculaceae.